Nerophis lumbriciformis (worm pipefish) is the source of this 1688-nucleotide messenger RNA. RefSeq names its product mevalonate (diphospho) decarboxylase a (gene mvda). Gene Ontology annotation, cellular component: cytosol. Gene Ontology annotation, molecular function: diphosphomevalonate decarboxylase activity. Gene Ontology annotation, biological process: isoprenoid biosynthetic process; isopentenyl diphosphate biosynthetic process, mevalonate pathway. NCBI's taxonomy places the organism in Eukaryota, Metazoa, Chordata, Actinopteri, Syngnathiformes, Syngnathidae. The record is from RefSeq and is a predicted model, not a curated record.
UUGAACAUCAACCAAUCACAAUAACAAGUGGUGAGUCAAAGGCAUGGUUCAAGUUAUGCUAGCCAACAUGGCUACUAAACUCCGGAGGAGCUUAUGUUGUGGUUUUAGAUAGUGGUUCUACGAAAAAGAAUAUAUAUAAAUGCAAAUAGGCCACAAGGAUAACAUGGAGAAGGCACACAUAAUUACGUGCACAGCUCCUGUGAAUAUAGCUGUCGUUAAAUACUGGGGAAAGAGAGAUGAGGACCUAAUUCUACCCAUUAACUCAUCGUUGAGCGUCACACUUCAUCAAGAUCAGCUAAAAACAACCACAACAGUGACCACCAGCAAGUCUUUUCAAGAAGAUCGACUAUGGCUCAACGGGAAAGAGGAGGAUAUCAGCCAUCCGAGGUUACAGUCCUGUCUGAGAGAGAUUCGACGUCUUGCAAGGAAAAGACGAAAUGACGCAGACCCCGAUUUGGAUUCAACUUGUUUGUCUCAUAAAGUUCACAUCUGUUCCGUCAACAACUUCCCCACUGCUGCUGGACUUGCUUCCUCAGCUGCUGGUUUCGCAUGCUUAGUGUACACGCUGGCCCAGGCAUUUGGUGUAGAAGGGGACUUGUCUGGGGUUGCUCGCCAAGGUUCAGGCAGCGCAUGCAGGAGUAUGUACGGGGGGUUCGUCAAGUGGAUCAUGGGGCAUCAGAGUGACGGCAAGGACAGCGUUGCCCAGCAGGUGGAGCCAGAGACUCAUUGGCCCGAACUGAGAAUACUUGUGCUUGUGGCCAGUGCUGAGCGCAAACCUGUGGGCAGCACGUCAGGCAUGCAAACUAGCAUACAAACAAGUUGUCUUCUAAAGCACCGGGCCGAGUCGGUUGUCCCAGGCCGCAUGGUCGAGAUGAUUGAAGCAGUGCGCAAGAAAGACUUUACUGCUUUUGCUGAACUAACGAUGAAGGACAGUAACCAGUUUCAUGCCACCUGCCUGGACACAUACCCUCCAAUAUUCUACCUCAACAGUGUGUCUCAUCAAGUCAUCAACUUGGUGCAUCGAUAUAAUCGACACUACGGCGAGACCAGGGUGGCGUACACCUUUGAUGCAGGACCCAAUGCUGUGAUAUUCACUUUACAGCAGCACGUUCUUGACUUUAGUCAAGCUGUCCGGCAUUUCUUCCCUCCAGAAACUAAUGGACAGUUUAUAAAAGGUCUUCCAGUUCCUCAAGCUGAUAUUUCAGUGGAGCUAAAACAGGCUAUUGGUUUGGAGCCCAUGCCUAAAGGAAUUAGCUACAUUAUCAGCACAAAGGCUGGUCCAGGUCCUUGUGUUGUGAAGGAUCCUACACAGCAUCUGCUGGGACCUGAUGGGUUACCAAAGCACAGUGAGAAACAUCAAGACAAUGGAGUAGAACACAAAAAUGGUUGCUAAUAUGUACAUGCAUUUCCUAUAAGUCUCUCAAUUGACAGAUAUUUUAGAAUGACAUUGUUUUUGCCUCUGAACACUGAUUUAGAAAUAUGGAUUUUGUCAUUGAGAUUGUGAAUGUGUCAUUGGCCUCUGAUUGGCUCAGCCUCAGGCAGAACAUGGUAGCUGUGUAAUCAUGUUUUUGACCAACCUACUAAACUAUAAAAUAUGUUUGUUGUAUAAGUAAUUGCUUUAAUUCAAAGUGUAUAUACCUACAAAGUUAUAUGAAAUUGUGUAAUAAAGUAGUACCUCAACUUACAAA